Culex pipiens pallens (northern house mosquito) is the source of this 5220-nucleotide messenger RNA. It is a transcript of the gene Rfx, whose product is annotated as DNA-binding protein RFX2. The coding region runs from base 901 to 3795 and encodes 964 amino acids. Gene Ontology annotation, biological process: regulation of transcription by RNA polymerase II. The transcript has 11 exons. Gene Ontology annotation, molecular function: RNA polymerase II cis-regulatory region sequence-specific DNA binding; DNA-binding transcription factor activity, RNA polymerase II-specific. The record is from RefSeq and is a predicted model, not a curated record. Lineage: Eukaryota; Metazoa; Arthropoda; Insecta; Diptera; Culicidae.
AUGCACAGCAAAGGUUUCUCGCUUUUCCAAAUACGACCUUCCCGAAACCUAGUCCAGAAUAAGCCAGCGAAAAAAAAUCCUUCCCGAGACGUUUGCUGCUUUGUCGUCAUGGCAACUAAAAGGUGAAAAACGAAUAACAAAAUAAAAUCGAGAGACAAGGCCUGCUGGGAUAUAUCGCGAUCUGCGCCACGGCCCUCCGAAAAAGGGCCUUAUCGCAGUGAGAAACCCGGAACCAACGACGUUGUCGCCGUGUGGACCGGUCCCGGCAAUCUGUUUUGUCGGCGCGUUCUCCUGGUGAAAAUUGUGCAAUAUGUGGACGGACCAGAUUUCGCGAGUGGUUUUGCGGGACUACAGUUUCGGUAUUGUGCAAUAAAGGUUUCUCCAGGUUCCGGGAGGGUGCGUUGCCUCUCGUGUUUAGCUCCGGAAACGUCGGGAAAGCAAUCCUGGGAGGUGUAUAAAAAGUGGUUCGCUGGUGAAGGGAAUGCCCCCCUUCUUUGUGAAUUUGUGUUUAUGUUUGUGAAGAGGGCAAACCUAGUGUUCCUAACUGUUUUGUGUUUAUUCUGGAAUUUGAACGGUGGAACCGGAACCGUGAACGGUUAGUCGACGGAAUGGAUUAAGAAGCCGCUGAAAAGGCAUCUAGGCGGAACGCCGUUGAAAGAUUGUCCGCCAACCAUAAUCUCCGGAAAUCCUUAAUAGUGGCAACGUUUUAUCUUUAAUCUUUUAUCAAAUUCCAAAUAAUCAUAAAGCUUGCACUCACCAUAUCACCGUACAGUAAUCGAUCCGUACUACUACUCGUACUACUAAGACAGGGUUCACUGAAAAGAUAUCGUAGAAUUAGCUCUAGUUUUACACCACAUUUUGCUCGCAACAAUUUUUAACUCUAAAAUAACCACACCAAAAAUGAGCGCCCGUUUGGCAACUCAGCGCAGUUUCAUUACUGUGACGCCAAUUCCGGCGCCAUCAACACCCACGUCUGCCGUCCCAGCCUCGGCCAGUUCGUCACCGGUGGCGGCCACAACCAUCACGGCCAUCGAUCCCGGUUCCCUGUCCGACCCGGACUGCGGCGGUUCUCCGUCAAGCUCGGUUGGAACUCCAACGGCCACCAUUACGAUCCCUGCCGGAAUAGGUACAAGUACGAUCAAGUCCGCCGGUGCUGCUGACAGCAACAGUGCAAUCAAGACCAACCUGCAGUCCGCGGUCAGCGUGGCUACACCAUCCGCCAACCCGGCCCCAGUCCCGACCAGUCUGAUCGCCAAUAAUCUGAGCAUUGCUAAUCUUCUAGGCACUCAAGCGGGAACUCUGACGCUGCAGCAGAUAAUUCAGCAGCAAAAGAAAAUCGUAAUCCAUCCAAACGGAACCGUGAUUGACAUUCUGCCCAUCGACGAUUCUGACUCGGCUGACGACUCCAAGAUCGACGUCCAGUUGGCUGCGGCCGAUGGGGAAGGAACGACCGUUAACGGUCAGCAGCAGGUCACGGCGCAGGUCGCCGUCGUUCAAGCCCAGAGUCCCACCGAUGGAGGCCCCCAGUACAUCACGGUGACCGCCACCGCCGCCGCCGUCGAUCCGAACGGUGUGGAUGACGACGACAACGAAGACGACGAAAUUCCCUCGUAUGCGGCAAUGACGACCGUCGACGUAUCUUCCCCGGAUAACGUGCAGAACCACCACACCUAUGUGCAGUAUGUGGACUCAGACAUGUACACCACCAACGGGCAUAGUCAAACACAAAUGGCCUAUCCGGUGUACACCGUCGGCGAUUACAGUGCGUCGGGCGGCCAGCAGUAUUACACCACCGGCGGUAACGGUUCCGGCGGCAAUACAAGCAACGGUCCAACGAGUGGCACUCCCGGAAACGGCAAUUAUGCCACCUCGCCUGGUGGAGGGUCCCAUCCAGGAUCGAACGGUGCAUCAGCCAACGGAACACCCGGCGGUGGUGCCACAACCGGAAAUGGAUCCACACCCAAUGGUGGGGCGGCGGCCGGUGGCGCUGGCGGUUACAUUGUUCCGGUGGACGAAGCCACCCUGCUGGGAACCGCAGCCACCACCAACGGACACCAGCGGGACUCACCGCAAGCCAUGACGGACGUUGCAUCGUAUCUGCACCAGGCGUCAUCCUCGCAUCAUUCCAAUUCUACGACGCCGACGCCCGACAUGGACCCGACGCCGAGUCUUAGCCACGCGACGCGCGUUUCGCCAGCGACGGUUGCCUGGCUAGUGGAGAACUACGAAAACGCCGAGGGUGUCAGCUUGCCGCGGUCGACGCUGUACAACCACUACAUGCGCCACUGCAACGAGCACAAACUGGACGCCGUCAACGCGGCCAGCUUCGGCAAGCUGAUCCGGUCGGUCUUUACGGGGCUUCGGACGCGCCGGCUCGGGACGCGGGGUAACAGCAAGUACCACUACUACGGCAUCCGGAUCAAGCCCGGCUCGGUGCUGAACAACUCGCCGAUCGUCGAGGACGGCAAACCGUUGAACGCUAGUCACGUGAACAACAAUAACAACAACAACAACAGUCACAACCACAACACCAUGGGAGGAGCGAACGGGGGAGGUGGAGGCGGAAUGGGUCACGGAGGGAUGGCCAUGAACCAUCGUGGUUCGAGAAAGGGCAUGGUCAAGAACGACAUUCCGGAAUCGUGCGGUCAGUACUUGGGUGAUCCAACUGGUGCCAUUCCGGAGUUUCCGUUGAUAAGCUUGAACCACCCGUUUGCCGAGGAGAUUACCCUGGAAGACGUGGACACACUGCGGUCGAUCUACCGUGAGCACUGCGAGGCGUUUCUGGAUGCGAUUGUGAAUCUGGACUUCAACACGAUUGAAUCGCUGUGGCGCGAGUUUUGGCGGGCGGACAACAUCAACAACAACGGGGACGAGUGCGAGGAGGAGCGUUACCUAAGCAAGUCGAAGCUGUACCUGCUGACGCAGUGCGAGCCCAUCCAGACGUUCAUCAAGCAGGUUGACUUUAUGUUCUACCAAAACAUGGUGGAUGUGCUCAUUCCGGACGUGCUGCGUCCAAUCCCGACCGGAUUAACGCAAGCCAUUCGCAACUUUGCCAAAAACCUCGAGAACUGGCUUUCGUCGGCAAUGAGCGGUUGCCCGAAAGAGAUUGUCAAGAUUAAGCUAUCGGCGGUUUCCGCCUUUGGACAGACCCUGCGACGGUACACGUCGCUCAAUCACCUGGCGCAAGCUGCUCGAGCCGUGCUCCAAAACAGCACCCAGAUUGCGCAAAUGCUAAACGACCUGAACCGGGUGGACUUUCGCAACGUGCAGGAGCAGGCGUCGUGGAUCUGCCAAUGUGACACCGCCAAAGUCCAGCGGCUGGAGAAUGAUUUCAAGGCGGCACUGCAGCAGCAAAACUCGCUGGAACAGUGGGCUAGUUGGCUGCGGGCCGUGGUCGACGACGCGCUAGAGGAAUUCCGCGACAAGCCAUCGUUUGUGAACGCCGCUCGCCAGUUUCUGCUCAAAUGGAGCUUCUACAGCUCGAUGGUGAUUCGGGAUUUGACGUUGCGGUCGGCCGGCAGCUUUGGAAGCUUUCACCUGAUUCGGCUGCUGUACGACGAGUACAUGUUCUUCAUCAUCGAGCACAAGGUGGCCAAAGCUACCCACAAAACGCCGAUUGCCGUAAUGGGCGAACGUGACAACGGUCAGCUGCAUCAGCUAUCAACGUUGGCAUCCACCCACCAGCAGCAACAGCAGCCCCACCACCCGGACGACGUGGCGAGCAUGCUGUACACGUCGGACUUCGAGGUGGUCAAUGUGAAGAUGGAACCGAGCGCCAAGCGGAUGCGAAGUUAGUCAAUUUUCACCUCGUCUGAGGUUGGUGGCCCCUUUGGUCAACAGCAGCAGCAGCAGCAGCAUUUUCUCUUUGAUCGCCAAGAAUCGACUCAGCCAACGUGGUAUUUGGCGCCGUCGGCUUCAACUUCGCCGUCGAACCACAGCAGCGGUGACGGUGAGUCGUCCUCGUUUUCUGCGUCCUUUUACUGAAAAAAAAACACUUCUUUUAGUGUGUUUCACGUGUAUGCUAGUGUGUUAGGGUAAAUCAUCUUGCUGCUCGGGCAGAGAUUUUAAUUUAUUUAUUCCAAGCUUUAGUUUUAAUGUGUUGACUAUUUUUUCUUUUCACUUUAGUUCAAUUUAUCUGUUUGAUUCCCACCUACCCGUUUCAACGCUAACCAAUUCAUUCUCAAAAAUGUCCAAUUGUACAACUUCUCACAAAACGAAUUGUAAAUAUUUUUUUUUAAUAUGCAAUCCAGCAUACUAGAAUUAUAUUUAUUUAUUACCUGCAUCUACCAGGCAUGCCCCUAAAGAAAUAAAAAUAAAAACUAUUGAACUAUUAUUUAUUGUAAUUCUUGUGCAAGUCAAAACAAACUAAAAUUGUCGAAACAAACCAGUUGUCGUUUUUCAUGUAUUUUCUCUGUACUAAGAAAAUUUAAACGCAAAUCAAACUGUAGUCACUAGAAGAAGAAGAAGAAACAGAAAACGCCGGCCAACCUUUUUUGCCAUGCAAAUAGUCGAGGUUUGCAACCUCCAGCGGGAGGUGACGCUCACGUGUGUGCAAUUCGAGAAACAGUUUGGGCAAAAAUCAAAAACGGUCGUCAAAUUAUUGCAACAAAAAAGAAACCAAAUGAAUUUAAGAAUCAGCAAUGAAGCUACAAAUUUUCUAAUUAUUUUACAAAUGUUGUCAAAUUGCUAAAACAUAAGGAGAGGACAGAUUGUACGUGUAUCAGAAACAGAAACGAAAUAUAUACGCGAACAAAAAAAAAGAACGAUAAAAUAAAACAACAGUUUAAUGUAUGUGCCUGUGGAAGAAAAUCUAAACAAAGACAUAACGAAUUCAAACAACCUACAAAGCAGCAAACAGUUUGAAUCGUCGCUUAUAACCAACAUUUGUUCCAGAUAUUCAAAACAAAAAGUAAACGUCAACGAAACCAUGUCGCCGCCCAAAUCAAAAUUCAAACGGAACGGAUGCUAGUCGUGAAUAUUUCCUUCGAAAAUUUUCUUUCGAGGUGCUUGCGCGUUGUGAAAUCAUUCCAAAAUAAGCCAUAUUUGUGCCCCCAAUUGGUUUACAUCGUAUGGUCAGGGGGUUAGAAACAAUAAAGUUCAUGCCAUCGUUUAUUAUUAUUUUAUCCUAUUUUAUCUAUUUCAAACACGCUCAUCUCAUUGAAACAAAUUUAAAACUAAAAUACAUAGUUUAAGCUAACCUGCACCUUCGCUCAAAAAAUG